This is a messenger RNA of Neomonachus schauinslandi (Hawaiian monk seal), 1702 nucleotides long. RefSeq names its product C-C motif chemokine receptor like 2 (gene CCRL2). NCBI's taxonomy places the organism in Eukaryota, Metazoa, Chordata, Mammalia, Carnivora, Phocidae. The record is from RefSeq and is a predicted model, not a curated record. Gene Ontology annotation, cellular component: cytoplasm; membrane. Gene Ontology annotation, biological process: chemotaxis; immune response; G protein-coupled receptor signaling pathway. Gene Ontology annotation, molecular function: chemokine receptor activity. The transcript has 4 exons. The coding region runs from base 257 to 1657 and encodes 466 amino acids.
GAGCAGAGCCUUUGGUAUCCAACAUCUGGGGCUCACAGCGGCCUAGGCCCUAGGAGGGGCCCACCGCGACCACGGGAGCAAACCCUGCCCUGCUGUGAUGGAAUUUUGUUAUAAUGAGAAUGCUACUUGGUUUAUUAUGUUUUGCCCCCGCUCGUGAAAAGAGAUUUUUUUCCAAUCUAUUUUAAAUACGGUUACUAUCAAACCAGUGACUGUCCAGCCCACCCGGCCCCGCAGAAACAGGAGUGUGGCCACUUAGAUGGGGAAGAAGAAAGAGGAAAGAAAAAAGAAAAAGCUGGAGGAUGGGGCCUGGGAGGGUCCAGUUCCUCUUCAACUCUGCUCUUCACACUCAGACGCCAAUGGGUCAGGCCCUGCUGCUCAGAAGAAAGCCAGCCUCUCGGCUGCCCCAGGCCAUUCCCACAGCAGCUCGGAUGGUGGGUCAGGAGGCCGAGCCCCGUGCCCCUGGAACUCCGUCAAGGGAGCUCAGCCAGCCUGUUGCAGGAAGCUACUUCACAGGGUGAGCAGACUUUUGGAACACGUAGACAUUAGGACCGAUGCCCAUUUCAUGACCCUAAACCGCAGCGCCGGGCUCUCUUUGACGGGCAGCCUGAAGAUGGCCAAUUACACGUCAGCCCCGGAGGAUGACUAUGACGUCCUCAUAGAGGAUGACCUGAAUAGCAAUGAAAUAGAACCAUGCGACCCCUAUGACCCCAAGAUCCUGGUGGCCCGGGUGGUACCCCAGCUCUCCACCACCGUGUUCCUGACUGGUCUCCUGGGCAGUCUCUUGGUUGUGCUUAUCCUGGUGAAACAUAAAGGACUCAAGCACAUGGAAGAUAUCUAUCUCCUGAACUUGGCGGUUUCGAAUUUGUGUUUCUUGCUGGCCCUGCCAUUCUGGGCCUACACUGCGACACACGGGGGGGUUCUUGACAACCCCUUCUGUAAAAUUCUAGUGGUCCUGUACUCCAUAGGCCUAUAUAGCGAGGCAUUUUUCAACGUCCUCCUGACUGUGCAUAGGUACCUGGUGUUUUUCCCCGUGAGCCUUCCCUCAACCACCAGGAUGACACGCUGGAGCAUGAUCUCAAGUAUUCUGGCGUGGGUCCUAGCCGCUCUGGUCAUUUUGCCCGAAUCCGUGUUUUAUAAAGCUCAGAUGGAAAGCCAGAAAUACAAGUGCUUCUUGAGACUACCUCACUUCCUGCUGGCGGAGGAGACAUCCUGGAAGCGUUUUCUGACCUUAAAGAUGAACAUUUUGGGACUUCUUUUUCCACUGUGCGUUUUUGUCUUUUGCUACGCGCGAAUGAGAAAAAUACGAAGGUCUGGGGAGAGGAGGUCUGGCCUUUCUAAGCUGGUUUUUGCCAUUAUGGCUGUUUUCCUUCUGAUGUGGGGACCUUACAACGUUGCACUUUUCCUGUCCACUUUCAAAGAAUCUUUCUCCCUGCACGACUGCAAGAGCAGCUAUAACCUGGACAGGAGCAUUCAGAUCCUGAGAUUUGUCGCAGCCACCCACUGCUGCGUCAACCCCCUCCUCCAUGCGUUCCUUGACCCCACAUUCAGAAGACACCUUGGCCGUCUUUGCUGUGUGCACGAUGGCCGUCCGCAGUCCAGAGAGGAAUCUACACGAGAUGCCUCCAGGGAAGAACGUGACCAUUCCACCAAAGUGUAAACUAGCUUCCGUCAAAGGCGGGACAAAUAAACAUUGAUUUUUAUA